AUGACGGUUUCCUACGAAAAAAUGAACCCACCAUAUGAAAAUGCAUCAGUUCUACGAAGAAUUCGAAAGGUCGAUUGUCGUGUGUGGUUCUUCAUGCUUAUCGUUGGAGGCAUCGCAUUCGAUGUUACCAAACUGGAGUAUUUGGUUCAAUAUGGAUUCAAAAUCAAUACUAUUCACAUUCCAAUAUACCUGAUUUUCAACGCAUUUCUCAUGUAUGCAGCUGUCUGGAACCACAGAAUCCCAAUGAAAAUUGUCAAAGUUUAUUCGCUUGUACUCCUCCUGUUCUCCACCAUCAUCGCAACGUUGGCACCAAUCUGGAUGGUUUUCGAGUUUAAAAACGGCGCUCCAGAACAUAUUCGUUUUAUGAUGGAGCAUGGAGACAGUCAUCCAAUGGAGUUUCGUCAAAGUUUGGGAUACUGUAUCCUUCUAGAGCUGACGCUGGUUUUUGAUGCUGGAUAUUACGCUCUUCAAAUGUAUUUGGCGCGAAAGGUGAUUCAAAAAAUCGAAUGUGAGAGGAAGCAAACUCCAAUCGAGAUGGAUCCAAUUUAUGUUGCAUAA
Molecule: messenger RNA, 558 nt
Organism: Caenorhabditis briggsae
Lineage: Eukaryota; Metazoa; Nematoda; Chromadorea; Rhabditida; Rhabditidae
Exons: 3
Coding region: 1-558 (185 amino acids)
Source: RefSeq, a predicted model, not a curated record